Messenger RNA from Bursaphelenchus xylophilus (pine wood nematode), 3224 nucleotides. Lineage: Eukaryota; Metazoa; Nematoda; Chromadorea; Rhabditida; Aphelenchoididae. The record is from the annotation of a GenBank genome assembly.
AUGAGUGUGUACAACUUCUCCGCCGAAGAUACAAUUGGACAGAAGGUUGAAUUUACAAAAUACAUGUAAGUCUUUAGAUUGUCGACUUCUUGUUUGAGCGUUUUCGGGGAAAAAAGGUUUUUACACAACAACUUUUACUUUCGAUUUUUUGAUAGUCCACUUCAAAAGAUACUCCAAAUUGUCUUGUUAAAGUGCGAGGUUCCGUAAGCCAGCGCCCAAAGAAAGAGUGUUCCCGCUGCGGGACCCAACACGGCAGAUCUCUCUUGCCAGAAAAUAAAAAAAUUGUUUUUUUGUUGUACAAAAUGGAUCAAACAAUGUGAAAGAUGGAUGGAGAUCAGUGAAGAAGGUAUGUUUUAUUGUGUUUUCUGAUUUAGAGCAGCUCGACAAAAAUUUUUACGAAAUCUGGUCCAAGAUUUUUUUGUGUUUUGAGCGAUUUUACGCAAUUUUUGACAUAACGAAGCAUGAAAAUAGGUGUAGUUUCCCAAAGAACCGUCCAGGAGCGCUGGUUAUUGACUUUUGGUCAAGUUAGAGGCAAAACCUUCACCAAACUGCCUAGUAUAAUAUAAUUUUUUUUUCCAGGAAUUCGAAUCCAGAUGCAGCCAGACGGCUAGACUUUACCACGAGGACUCGUUGAAGCCAGAAGAAUGCUCGAUAUCGUCCAAAGUCAAUGCUGCUUUGACCUUCCAACUUUUUCCGGAUGUGUUUGCUCCUUGAGCAAGGCAAUGGGUGUUGCUUCGCAAUGAUGCUAUCUGGAAUGCGGUUGUUUCAUCUUGCGUCACAGCAGACCUAAUAUAUCCAGUGUAAUACAAUUUUUUUAGGCGAUCACUCCCCCGACCGCGAAGUUUGGACUAUGCGAAACAUGUGGGACGUUAUAUGGACGAUAAAGAAGGUCUCGCAGAGGACAAACACUGGAAAACAUAAUCAAUUUAUUGUAAAAAUAGCAAUAAAUAUUUUGAUAUUCGUAUAAAGUAUAAUACCAUUGAUCUGGCUGUUGUUGAAUCUGUAAGAGUGGGCUGCUAAGUCCUCCGGACCGGGCUGCCGACAUGGUACUGAAUGAGCUGGUACCCCUGAAAAAAUUGUAUUACACUGGAAUAUUGGGUCUGAUGUGGCGCAAGACGAAGCAACCGCAUUCCAGAUGGCAUAAUUGCGAAGAAACCCCAUUGCCUUGCUCAAGGAGCAAAGACAUCCAGGCCUAAAACGUGAAAGCAGAGCAAAACUCUCACCUUUUUGAUGCGACAUCAGCCCCGGAAAAAGUUGGAAGGUCAAAGCAGCAUUGACUUUGGACGAUAUCGAGCAUUCUUCUGGCUUCAACGAGUCCUCGUGGUAAAGUCUAGCCGUCUGGCUGCAUCUGGAUUCGAAUUCCUGGAAAAAAAAAUUAUAUUAUACUAGGCAGUUUGGUGAAGGUUUUGCCUCUAACUUGACCAAAAGUCAAUCACCAGCGCUCCUGGACGGUUCUUUGGGAAACUACACCUAUUUUCAUGCUUCGUUAUGUCAAAAACUGCGUAAAAUCGCUCAAAACACAAAAAAAUCUUGGACCAGAUUUCGUAAAAAUCUUUGUCGAGCUGCUCUAAAUCAGAAAACACAAUAAAACAUACCUUCUUCACUGAUCUCCAUCCAUCUUUCACCUUGUUUGAUCCAUUUUGUACAACAAAAAAACAAUUUUUUUAUUUUCUGGCAAGAGAGAUCUGCCGUGUUGGGUCCCGCAGCGGGAACACUCUUUCUUUGGGCGCUGGCUUACGGAACCUCGCACUUUAAACAUUUAUUAAAUAUAACAUAUAUCAGUCCGUCGGGAAAAUAAUGUGAAAUCAUCGCGCAUUGAAAUCGCAGAUUAUUGCUUUGAAACGGCUAGUUGGAGAUUUGGUGCGGGACUGCGACGAGGCGAGAGAUUUCGCUGCGAAAAAUCCACAUUAUUGAUUAUAUAUGUGUUGGGGUCACAGCCUUUUCCAAACAUUUCCGGAACUAAAUAUUUCAAUCUGCCCUAGCUUCGGAAUGCUCUAACAUUGACAGUAGGAACUUGAAAUCUAUAUGAACAGCUACUGUACCAGGCGAAGCUCUUUAUUGGGUUUUCCAGAAAGUCUCCGGACCGAAGUCGGCGACACGCAUCGUGAGAAAAUAAAACUUUUCUUUGAGCUGUGCAAUUUCUUAAUUUUUGAAUCGUGAAAUAGGUUUUUCUUGGCUGCUUGCACCCUGACCAUUUUCGCAAAGUGCAAACGUCAAAAAUAGGACUGACAACUUUCCGGAACGAAUAUUAGCCUGUCAGGAAAAAAACGGCGGGUCGUCGCAUCAAAAUGUCUCGCCUCGUCGCAGUCGCGCACCAAAACCCCAGCCGCGCCUUGCCGUUGCAAAGCGAUGAUGGGCGAUUCCAAGGCGCGAUGAUCCGCCGUUAUUUUCCCGACAGACUAAUAGUACAAAAAAAAAAAAAUAGAAAAAGGGCCCGGGUCCGGUCCGUUUUGCCAUGUCUGUCGAUGUCCUUUCCAUUCGCAACGCGGCAAUUUCCAAAUAUAAUUUCUCAAAUCGCUUCGAUUUACCUUCGUUUCCGACUGAACUGAAAUUGACAGUAGGGACUUGAAAUCCAUUACGAUGAAUAGCUACUCUAACAAGCAAAGCCGUUUGUUCUUGUAACAGCAUAGGUGGACAGGAAAAACCGACCGUUCUCCAAGGAGAAAAACAUGACCAAGAAGAAGUUUUUUCAGUGGAAAAGUGCUGAUCGUGGUCAACGUGGCAUCCGAAUGCGGCCUCACUAAGGCAAACUACGAACAACUCAGCGAGUUGAAUCAAAAAUACAAGAACAGAGGGCUGGAUAUCGCCGUAUUUCCUUGUAAUCAGUUUAAAAAUCAGGUAAAUUGAACACUUAAUUCUGAUCGUAUUUUACAAACUUUUAUGCUAUUCGUAUUUUACAAAUUUCUCUGCCUUUUAAUCUUGAUUUAUAGGAGCCACUGCCGGCAAUCAAAGUCAAACACAACGUCAGCUACAAGUACAAUUUCAACCCCGAUUUUUAUGAAAAAAUCGACGUAAACGGCCCAAAUGCUCAUCCGUUGUGGAAGUUUUUGAAGGAAAAGGUCAACUUGACGGAUGUCAAAUGGAACUUCACAAAAUUCCUGAUCAACCGACAAGGCGAUAUUAUUGAUGUUUAUGGUCCGAAAUUUGAGCCCAAAAACAUGGAGAGCGAUAUUGUACAGGCACUGGAAAAGACUGAAUAUGUAAAAAACAAGGCUAAAUUGUAA